GUGCUCCCUAGCAAUUUUGUGAGAGAUUUUAAUUUUUUUUCCCUCUCACGAUACCUUAUUUGGUUGUUUGAUUGUGUGGCUGUAGCUGUGAAGGAGAGAGGCGGUCAAAGCGGUGGUACACAUCCCCACUGAAGUUGUCAGGCCACGUAUCAUUAUGUCCCCCAUUGUCUCCUAAUUUGCUUCUCCUCUAAUCUUUUCAUGGCAAAGCUGCUCUCCAUUUCUUCAAUCCAUUCCUCUCCUCCGGGCGGUUCACCCACGAGGCCCAAACCCAGCAGCCGUGGCCGCUCCUCCCAGCAACGUCACCGACUCGCCGCCGCCGUUUCUUCGAGAGUGAAGCAGAGGAGGGACGGCACCAUACACGCCGAGGAGCUCGAGGAGGAGGACGAUGCGGCCGUCCCAUCAAGGAGGUGUCCAGCGAGCGCCUCGUGCCCGGCGUCCGUAGUCGCCGCAGCUCCCCUUGCUGGCCUCUUUCAUCUCCGACAGCGGUGGCAGGAGUCGGAUGCCGCUCCGGCGCAGCUGUCUCCAAGGGGCUCCGGCUCUCCGGUGAGAGAUCCUCACCUGGACGACGCCCCGCUUUCUCCAUGGUCUCCGUGCAUCGGCUCUUCGCAGCGGAGCCCGCUGCAGCAAGCCCGCCGACCCGGCCCUGGAGCUCGACGACGCCGAUGCCAUAUGGAGCGGAGGAGGCAUCCUCGCCGGUCGACGUGUAUGGACGCGCUCUGUCCAUGUUCACGCCCGCCUCCAGGGCUGCGCGCCGCCGCACUGUGGGAGGCCGUCGGUGGCGUUCGAGUUGGCGGACCGCGUAUGCCCGUGAACAUCCCGGACUGCAUAUGGCCGGUCCCCACUGCCGCUGAUCUCGAGCGCGUUGUCGGUGGCUGCUGCGGCGGUGUCCGUGCGUUACGCGUCGAGCUUGUGCCUGCAGGCGGCACAACUGCUGGUGGAUGGCGGUCGCUGGAUAGGGCUCUCAAAAAUGGUCAAGCUGUUCGCUCCCACAGGACACCCAAACUAGGCAAAAUUUACCUGGUUGCAGUAGCAGGAGGUGCCAAGGCUGGCGUUCACGCCGCAUCGAGCCAAGCAGCCAACAUAGAUUUUAAAGUCUGUUUAUGCAAUUCUAUGUGAUAAUGCACCAAAUUCUUUCCUGAUUUGCUUCGAGGCACUCAUGCCACAAUGAUACAUUGAUUGCUGCUACUGACCACUCAUUAUUUGAUGAAGGUGUAGUGCCAGGGAAUAAGCUUUAGGCUAUGCAUACUUUGGAAUGGUUGUGGCAGUGCAUCGGAUUGCCAGAGGUAUAGCACCAUGCCUGCUUCAAGCAACCAAUCGGUACCUGGAGUACCAAAUAAAGGUGCAAAUUUCUUACUUUGAGCUAUAGUUUCAGAACUUAAGUCAUACCCAAGUCCUACUCAAUUUGAUCCUAUCUCGAAAUAUUAUUUUGCCCCUUAGAACUUUAGCCUACUAAUAAUUUUUCGUGGUUCUGUAACAAAGCUUAGCAAGCUUAUUGCUGAUUGAUAUAUUGGCAUUGAAAGACAUCUGAAUAAAAAUAUUUGAUCAUACAUUUUUAUUUACCAUGCGAAUUAAAUUGAAUUUGGCGCUCCAGAGGAAAAAAAUUGUGAAGAUCUGGGAGUUUAGGAGCCCAGAUCAAAAGAUCCUAUGCUUGCUCGAUUGUCGUUGUUGACCAGCAGGUUAGAUCUUUUGUUUUGUUCUCGGUUCUGCUCUUCUUCUCGGUUAAUGUGCUGCUAGGUAUUUUGGUCCAUUGAAGGCAAGAACAUCACAUCUGCUUCGAUGUAUGCCAUGGAGCUGAUCUUUGUACAACAAUAGAGUGUACUCUGUCUGGUAGUGCAUGCUGAAGCCAUGGCCUGUAUGGUUGAUGCAAUGUCAGCUCCAUACUUAUUUAUCU
Molecule: messenger RNA, 1891 nt
Organism: Lolium perenne
Lineage: Eukaryota; Viridiplantae; Streptophyta; Magnoliopsida; Poales; Poaceae
Source: RefSeq, a predicted model, not a curated record